Messenger RNA from Serpula lacrymans var. lacrymans S7.9, 1038 nucleotides. RefSeq lists its product as uncharacterized. NCBI's taxonomy places the organism in Eukaryota, Fungi, Basidiomycota, Agaricomycetes, Boletales, Serpulaceae. The record is from RefSeq and is a predicted model, not a curated record. Bases 1 to 1038 code for a protein of 345 amino acids. The transcript is spliced from 8 exons.
AUGCCACUCCAGCCUGCUGAAUUCUCCAGUCGUUCUGGCCCUUUGACUCGGGAGUUAACCCAGGCUACAUUAGGGACUACUACACCUCCAUCAACUCAACUCAGACCGCCGCGCUUCCGGCGAGAUCCGACUAGUACACCUCCAGCGACUCAACCCAGACCACCUGGCCUCCAGCGAGACCCAACUAGUACGCCUCCCUCAACUCAAGCCAGCCUGAGACCACCGCGCUUCCGAGGUCAUGACGAUAGUGGGUCAACGUACCGAGACCAUGAAGGCAACUUGGACAGACAAUCUCCUGUGGAUCAAAUUGACAAUCAAGAUAUCGAGGCCUCUCAAGUGGCUGAAGCAAAAAGGCGCAUAGCAACACUAGAGGAUGAGCUUGAAAAGCUCCGUAGUGGUUUGAAGCGCAAAAUGAAAGGGGCUGACGGUGCCCAAGGUGAUGACGCGGGGAACUUAAAACCAAUUAUUGUGUCCUGGAUUGCAGAAAUAUUCUCUGUCACCGAUCUGACUCUGGAUGCUAGCAAUAAGAGUAGCCGCGGCUUUGCAAACAAUCAUACUGGCCGCCUCCUGUGCCCCAUAGAAUAUGACUGGAGUGGCUCAAACGAUCGUGACCCAGACUUCUUAGUGACGGCGCUCAUGAUGCCUACCUUCUUGUACAAGAACUAUAAUAUGAAUGCUGACAACAUGAAAGAAGGCAUUCAAGUUUAUCUUUACCUCCCCUUCGGAUCGGACACUCGCACACGUAAUCAUGUAGCUGCUCUCUUGGGCAUGCAAUCGGUUAAACCGAGGGCCAUCGCUUAUGUGGCAGUACAGUUACAUUUUGCAUUAUUGAAUUUCUACAGGUUUAUUGUUGAUUUUCCUGAGAUGCCCCCAGGUCCUGCCAGCAAGAAUCGUGUUAACAUGUUAUUAUUAUGGUGGAAUCAAAAAGUUUUUGGCCUUCAUAAUGCUAGCAACUACAGCCCCCAGGAUUACGCAAGGAUGUUGAUGUCAAAGCUUAAGGCACAAAGAGUCGCUCGAGAAAGUAUAUCGUCAAUCUAA